AUGAGUGGGUCAGCAGCUAUGGGUUCUUAUAAGUCACGCCAAGAUCGCCCAGCCGACAGAGGAAGUAGUUCCAGUUCGACAGAUACAAGCAACUCAGUGCAUACAAAAAGUACCACCGGAACAAUCUUCAGCGACCGUACAGUAUCAGCAAAGUACCAAGAUUGGCAUGAUGAGUUUGAGCACGAUGACGAUGGUUAUGAUGAUGAACUGGAAGAUGAAGGUGGACCUCGUGAUUCGGUAUCAACAUAUGCAUCAACAACCCGCUCAGCUGCAGAAAUCCCACCUGAAGAACCAAAGUAUGGUGUAGAAGACCGCCAGGAAAACUUCCCAACAGAUGCACUGUCAUCGACUCCAUCCUCUUUCGCAACAUUAUUUCCUUCAACGCGGAGACUGCUUAUCAGACAUGACGAUGCGACUCUGGAUGGAAACAUGAAUCUGCGUGUUGAUACCGUCGUCCCACGUCGCGGUGGCUACCAGCAAGAUGUGAUUCUCUUUCAUCUGCGCAUGUAUGAUCUCUUCGCUCGCAAGUUCUCCUUCCGUCGCUAUUGUCGUGAUUCGGGUCGCGAGGUUUGUCAUUCAACACGGAAAGAAGCCCCGACAACUCAUACCGAUACCCCGGGACAACGUCGCCGCUCACUGAGCAGUGUCUUGGCUAGCUUCCGGCCGGGAUCAAGUGGACACUCUGCACCCUUUGGUGGAAGUUUCAAGCGACAUGAUUCAGGAUUUGAAGAUGAUAAGAAGCAUGGGCACCGUCGCUCUGGAAGUGAAGAAUCGGAAUCAACGCCAGAGAAGGGCCCAGCACUUGAGAAUACCAUCUUGAUGGAGUUUUCCAACUAUGCGCAUGUAGAGCUCAAGCGACGAGGUCCUGGUGCAACAAAACGAUAUGAAUACGAGUACUGGUCCACGAAGUACCAGUGGCGUCGUGAUUAUCACGAAAAAGGUGAUUUGCGUGAGGUAUCAUACUACCUUGUCGACACACGCACAUCCAAAACAAUCGCCCAUAUGGUACCAGAGAUUCUCACACCCCUGGAGGCGGUUGAAGAAGAAAGUAAAGGUGGAUGGGUACCCCCCCUGUUCACUUUGGAUCAGCGAUACUACAGUUUAUGA
Molecule: messenger RNA, 1107 nt
Organism: Penicillium malachiteum
Lineage: Eukaryota; Fungi; Ascomycota; Eurotiomycetes; Eurotiales; Aspergillaceae
Exons: 1
Coding region: 1-1107 (368 amino acids)
Source: RefSeq, a predicted model, not a curated record